GCGCAGUUCAGUUCGCCCCCCUCAUUUCGUUGGAUUCGGUUUCGGAGAGCGAUGACAAACAUGUAGUGGAACAACUGACAGUAAUCAUUUCAAGCGCAGCAUAGAGGACGUUGUGAGCGUUUACAAUGUGUGAAUAGCUGUUUUCUGAUGGAAGAAACCCGAUACAUCAAUCAACUUUGAAACAACAUGAAGGCAUCUGGUUGUCAAGUUCCAGACAGUGAAUGCGCACUGGAUCCAGAUCCAACGACAGGAUGAACUGAGACAUUACGCGCAAGAGGUUGCCACGGGCACGUGUUCGCUUUGACCUCUGUGGGAAUCAUUUCCGAGACAAACAACUUGGUGCGGAGGAUGUAUCAAUGAAGAAUGUGACCGCGUCUGACUCUCUCCAGACGGGGUGGAUGAAGCCCUCGGCGGUGUCAUGCGUCUUGCCCCGCAGCCAAGUGCGCAACCCUUGCGGCUCAUAGUCCUAAUCCUCCUCACCGCGGGGGUGAUCACAUCCCCGGUGCUGUCUUCGGGCUGCCCGGACAGGUGUGUGUGUGAUGACCAGCUGGUGGUUCAGUGCGCUGGGCAGCACCUGACCACCUUCCCGGUCAACUUGCCGCUGGCCACGCGGCAGCUCAUCAUCUCCAACAACCGCAUAGUGGAGCUUCCGCCGCUCGCGCUCAACUACCUCUCCGAUCUUGUGUACCUGGACUGCAGCAACAAUUCCCUUACGGAGAUAUCCGAGUCCACGUUUGGGAAUCUACGGAAGCUGGCCUACCUGGACCUCUCCUUCAACACCUUGAUCCGGAUCGAGGACAGGACGUUCGGCCCCUUGGCGAGCCUGGUGAUGCUGAGGAUGACCGACAACCCGGGGCUCUCGGAGAUUCACCAGGACGCCUUUGCGGAAAACGCGAACCUCCAGGUGCUGGAUGUGAGUCGGAACAACCUAACGGUGGUCAACAUCACCUCCCUGAUCGCACUGCCCGCCCUGCGCUCGGUGGGGCUCAGCGGGAACCCGUGGAGCUGCGAGUGCGACAACGAGGACCUGUGUCUGUGGGUCCACCUGGAGGGCUUCAAGUUCCAAGAUGAAGGUCAGACGGUGUGUGGCUCACCUGUUGACAUGCAGGGCCGUCGUCUGGGAGAGGUGGGUAUCCAGCUACGGACGUUAUGUCACCAGACUCUGGGCUCCUGGGACUACCUUUUCUUUGUCGUCAUCGGCUUUGUCAUCUUUGCUGCUGGUACCGUGUCGGCCUGGCUGAUGGGCGUCAUUAUGGUGCUCUAUGAGCGUUACAUCAAGAAGAAAGAUGAACAGCUCGAUGUAGACGACGAGGAAGAAUCCAGUGAGACGGGUCGUACCUCGCGGGCCAGGAGUGACCAUGGCAACGGGAAUUUGAAAACAUCACACACUGUUUAAAAUACUGUUUAAUCCCACUCUGCCCAUCACGGAUUCCCACAGUGCCUCCUGUCAACUUCCAGGACUGCCUGUGAAGUCUAAUUACACUCCAGUCAAAUUGAGUCUGUUUAACAGUCCUAGCUCUGAAAGAGAAAAGAGAGGAUUCAACAGAGAUGCACAGUGUUACUCUUCUCAUUUGUAGUGGGCUUUCAGGUGAUGUAACACACACUCUGGCUGCCAUUGUGGAGGUCCCCAGCCCUUGGGUAUUCACUCACCAUGUAUGCAAAUAUGUGACUGUGCUAUAUGGUUUAUCAAUUUGUAUUAUUUGACUGGGAUGAGGUCAUACGGGAUGACAAAGGAGCCUAAAUCAGCCAAGCUGGUUAUCUUGGAAGCAGCUAACAGAUUGUUUUACGUGAUUAUUAGCUCAUUUUGGCUUCUGUACUAGUAUCAAUGGUCACAUUUACCAACUUGAAAAAUAUUUUUACAGUUUGGGAACUGUGAUUAUUCACUUUGUUGCCAAGAGUUAGAUGAGAAGAUUAAAACCACUCUCAUAUUUGUCUGUUUGUAUGAAGUAUGAAGCUAUACAGCCAUAUUUGCUUAGAUAAUAAAAACUGGCCCAUAACAAUAGGAAAC
This is a messenger RNA of Sander lucioperca (pikeperch), 2008 nucleotides long. RefSeq names its product leucine-rich repeat-containing protein 52-like. Gene Ontology annotation, cellular component: voltage-gated potassium channel complex. Gene Ontology annotation, molecular function: transmembrane transporter binding; potassium channel activator activity; voltage-gated potassium channel activity. The record is from RefSeq and is a predicted model, not a curated record. The transcript has 2 exons. Lineage: Eukaryota; Metazoa; Chordata; Actinopteri; Perciformes; Percidae. The coding region runs from base 419 to 1396 and encodes 325 amino acids.